AAUAAAAUAACUUUCUGCAAGAAUCAACAAGACCUUGGAAAGUGACCGAAUGUGAUAGAAAACAUUGAAGACGUGAAAAAAAUCUUUAGUGUAAAUUUGACAAGGUGGCCGCAAGCUUUUCCGGUUUCAAAUAACCUUCGCUUUCGUACAGCAAAUAGCGAGGGAUUGUCAGAGAUGUGGAGUCUUGUGUUGCUCGCUGGCCUCUUGACACAUUGCUUCACAAGUGAUGGGAAGUCCACCUUGUUGGAGGCACAUUAUCCUUACUUUCAUGAUGCGCAUAAUGGGAGCAUCAAGAAUCUUCCUAGGACUCAUGGCCUGGAAGUCAGCCCUCCAGCAGCGGGAAUGCCAGGCGUCGGGCGCUUCGGCAUCGUGGGCCCCGGGGAGGUGGGGAAGGUGGGCGACGUCACCAACGGCACCGGGUUCACCGGCAUCGUCGACGGCGGCGUUGGCGUGGCCGGCGCUGUAAAGGGAGGCGUCGGCGUCUCCGGCCUCGUCACUGGCGGCGGAGUUGCAGUGGUUGGCUCCAUCCUCGGUGGAGUUGGUGUCUCUGGCAUGGUUGCCAAUGGCACGGGAGUGGCAGGAGAUGUAAGAGGUGGCAUCGGCGUGGAUGGCUUAGUGUGGUCCAAUAGCACAGGUGUGCACGGUGAGGUCAGCAGUGGCAUUGGUGUAUCUGGUGCCAUCGAAAAUGGCACAGGUGUUUAUGGAAAAGUAAGCGGAGGCACAGGUGUCUAUGGCAUUAUCAAGAAUGCAGUUGGUGUAAGAGGAAAUGUAAGAGGUGGUGUGGGGCUGGUUGGAACCCUUAAAGAUGGAGUCGGGGUAUUAGGAUCCAUCAGCAAUGGCACUGGGGUGCUUGGGGUAGUGAAAGGGGGGAAAGGAGUUCUUGGGAAUAUAAGGAAUGGCACUGGCAUUAGGGGCAUUGUCGAAAAUGGAACAGGUGUUGUGGGGUACGUCAUAGGAGGCACGGGCCUGAACGGGACGGUAGAGAAUGGCACUGGGGUAUUUGGCAUGAUCUCGGGCGGAACCGGGGUGGCCGGGGCUGUCCUAGACGGCACGGGGGUGAAUGGAACCAUCCUGAGUGGCACAGGCGUGAACGGGAGUGUGAGCGGAGGCACGGGCGUCGCGGGGAUCAUCGGCAGAGGCACCGGCGUGUCUGGCGUGGUCAACGGAGGCGUGGGAUUGAGAGGGUUCGUCGUACCAGACACCUAUCUGGCUCGCCUGCUUGGGGAAACGCCGGCCGCUGGAACUGUUGGCGAUGAAUCUCUAUACAUUGGUGGGGAAUCUCCAGUGGUUGUUGGUGAAACAGCAGGUACUGGUGGUGAAUCAAAAGAUAUUGGUGGUGAUGGUGAUAUAACUUCAGAUAUAGGAGGUAAAUCUCAAUUUGUCAGUGAUGUUAGAAAUAAAUCUCCGCUUCUUGAGGUGCAGUCACCAUUUGUUGGGGAUGUAGCACCAAUUUCUAAAGGUGAAUCACCAAUACCUGGGGAUGAAUUUCCUUUAGUUGGGGGAGAAUCACCAAUACCUGGGAAUGAAUUUCCUUUAGUUGGGGGAGAAUCACCAAUUGCUGGAGAAUAUUCACCAACAUCUGGAGAUGAAACACUAAUUGCUGGAGAUGAAUCACCAAUUCCUGAGGAUGAAUCACUACUUGAUAGAUAUGAAGCACUAAUCCCUAGUUAUAAAUCAUCACUCGUUGGGAAAGAAUCACCAAUUGCUGGACAUGAAUCACAAAUAUCUGGGGAUAAAACACUAAGGGAUGAAUUACCAGUACCUAUGGAUGUAGAUGCAAUACCUACGGGUGAACCUAUGAAUGUAGAUGCAAUACCUACGGGUGAACCUAUGAAUGUAGAUGCAAUACCUACGGGUGAACCUAUGGAAAUAGCACAUAGGGAUACAGCACCAAGUGCUUUUGAUGAAGCACCAAUUCUAGGCGAUGAAUCACUCUUUGUUAGGGAUGAAGUACCGAUUGCUGGAGAUGAACCACCAAUUUCAGGAGAUAAAUCACCGCCUGCUAAGGGUGAAGCCACGGUUACUGGAGAUGAAUCAUUUGCUGGGGGUGAAUCUCUAAUUCCUGAAGAUGAAUGGCCAGUUCCUGGAGAUGAGUCACCAUUUGUUGGGGAUGAAUCACCAGUUCCUGGGGGCGAGCCACCAACUGCUAGGGAUGAAUCGCCACUUGUUGGAGGAGAAGAAUCGUUUGUUGAGGAGGGAGCUGAGGUCGAGGCCCCCGAUGGCGGAGGCAGUGCGGCACUUGACGGGAGGCCGGCCGCUGAUGAAGCUCCGGCCGCACCCUCGGAGACGCCUGCUGUGCCCCUUCCGGUCUUCGGCGAGGCGCCCGCUGUGGGCGGCGAUUCCGUUGUUGAUGAAGCCGCUUACGGAGGCGAGGAUAAAGGUCAGGUCGACUUCCAUGAACGCAGUCCAGCUGACCUGUUUCAACAUGACUCUUCAACGAAAAGCAGAGAGGAUAUGUUAUCAGAUGAAAAACGUCUUUGAUAUGUGUUUAUACAACAUUUUCUGAACAUGAGUGUGUUUUUGUAUACGAC
Penaeus chinensis is the source of this 2531-nucleotide messenger RNA. RefSeq names its product mucin-19-like. NCBI's taxonomy places the organism in Eukaryota, Metazoa, Arthropoda, Malacostraca, Decapoda, Penaeidae. The transcript has 3 exons. The record is from RefSeq and is a predicted model, not a curated record. Bases 175 to 2481 code for a protein of 768 amino acids.